Molecule: messenger RNA, 597 nt
Organism: Homalodisca vitripennis (glassy-winged sharpshooter)
Lineage: Eukaryota; Metazoa; Arthropoda; Insecta; Hemiptera; Cicadellidae
Product: PR domain zinc finger protein 10-like
Exons: 4
Coding region: 28-414 (128 amino acids)
Biological process (GO): regulation of transcription by RNA polymerase II
Cellular component (GO): chromosome
Molecular function (GO): chromatin insulator sequence binding
Source: RefSeq, a predicted model, not a curated record
GUGUGUUGGGACUAAGUCUGCUCUAUCAUGCCACUCAUCAAGAUACAUGACUGCAGUGUACAGUGGGAGUGUCCGAUGUGCAAACAACAGUUCAGCAAUGUGUUGGCUCUUCGCAGUCAUGUUCACUCUCAUGCUAUCGACGACGGCUUGUACCAUUGCCCCCACUGUGAAAAGGAGUUUGAGGAGUUACAGUGGCAUACGCAAACACAUCCGAGCUUUCCACUCUGUGCCCAAGUACGUGUGCCAGGACUGUGGAAAAACGGUUUCCCACCCAGGACAAGUUACGCAUGCAUUCUGCUCAAGCACUCAGACCAUCGGGAGUUCCUGUGUGCAGACUGCGGUAAACAAUUCAAGCGCAAGGACAAGCUCAAGGAACACAUGAAGCGAUUGCACUCAAGUGACAUUGUUUCCUGACAAGCUCCCAGACAAAAAAAUCAUGUCAAAAAUGGUGGUAAGAAAAAUUUGGUUUGUAAACACUAAUUUAUUUUAGUUAGAGAAUUCAUAUUUUUUACGUCAUGAUAGAACAUGUCAAAACUAUUACGUUGUGUGAGCACAGAUUUUAUAGUUUUAUAAGAUUUGUCACUUGAUCAGCUAUCA